Blepharisma stoltei is the source of this 1028-nucleotide messenger RNA. The record is from the annotation of a GenBank genome assembly. NCBI's taxonomy places the organism in Eukaryota, Ciliophora, Heterotrichea, Heterotrichida, Blepharismidae.
AUGCUAAAAGAUUUCGAGCCUUAUUUUCCACAGCUAAAUCUAGUAAUCCCUAACUAGAGUCCAGAAAUAAAAUGGUGAGGCUGGCGGAAAUAGGACUCCAGGCGCAUUUUCUAUAGGGAAGGUAGGACCCAUCUAGAUAAAGCUAAAAGCAGGGCCUCUAUCCGUUUUGAAGCAGGCCUUCAGUUCAGGUGUGGGGAUGUCUUGAUGAAGAGAGAAGUUUUGUUUCUCGCUGAAGGUUUUCCUGUCCCUAACAGAUGGUCUAGACAGUUUUGCCUACCACACGGCCCUCCUUUAUUGAGACGAUCAGGGCACUCUACAGAAGUUGCUUUGCCCAUGAGGAUUAAUCCCCUGGAGAAGUGGUUCAGGUCGUAAAUUCAAGACAGCAGCCUUUCUUUGCCCCUUUGUCUCGUGGGACGAGGGAGGAGGCUGUUUUUGAGCCGAAAAUAAGUCAAAGGAUAGUGGAUCGCCCGCUUAUAGUCAAUUUAAUCUUUUAAUAAUUAAGCUAGAGUCCAAAUGAAAUGAGAUUUGGGCGAAAACCAUUUCCAGACAGAAAUGUGCACUACAUUACGUCUCUUUCUCCUCAUAAGCACUCAACAACCCCCAAGGCAAAAUUCAGUUUUUUAAAACAAUACCCAAAAGAAGCUGGCACACAGACUCCAAAUAUUUUUAAAAAUAAAGAAAUUGACUCAAUUAGGAUAAAAAUUAAACAGACAGAAGAAGAGAUAGCAAAAAUUCAAAGUAAACUUAAAAAUGAUGAAGGGAGAAAAAUUCCUUAUAGGAGUUAUAGAGAUUUAGCAAUCCAAAAUGAGUCAUUUAUUGAAAAGCCAGGACUUAAAAUGCAGAAGAGAAGUGGCUCUGAUCCUCCAAAUAUGAAUAUAUCUGCAGAUUCACUUUAUUCGCCAAAUAAAAUUAUGAAAAAUUAUAAUAUAAAUCCAAUUGCCGGGCUUGAUAGGGAUAAAUCUCCGAUUGCAAAUGCAGCAAAAAGUUUAAUUUCAAUACAAAACAACCGAUUGAGACCUAAUUUUUAA